ACCCCUUUUUUGCGUCUGAUGGCAUUUUUUAUGCUGAGAUGGACAAGUCACCUGGACAAAUCAUCCAGAUAAAAAAUGCUAACUGAAGAGUUAAGACAGAGAAAAUUAGUGGCUAGUUACCAGCACCGAAGACCGAACCCAUGGAAGAGACAAUGGAGACCCAGCACAGAGCAAGACUCGCCAUUUUUGAACUGGUCAACAUGCUAAGCGUUCCUAUGUCCCUCAACGCCAUCGUCCGCCUCAACGUUCCAAACGCAAUAUGGCAAGGUGGGGCUAAUACCGCUCUCACCGCCUCCCAGAUCGUCUCGAAAGUUCUCCCCUCCGAUGGUGGGGAUGCCGAGAACCUCCAGCGCAUCCUCCGUAUGCUCACUAGCUAUGGUGUGUUCGCGGAGGUACUGCAUGAUACUGACCGUGCGGAGAGAAAAUACUCACUAACUGAGAUCGGGAAGAUGCUCGUCACCGACGCCAACGGUCUUUCCUGCAAGUCUUACGUGCUCCAGCACUUCCAGGACAAGCUAAUGAAAGCAUGGCCAUUGGUUCACGAGGCAGUGGUGGAUCCGACAUCGGAACCAUUCGUGAAGGUGAACAGUGAGCCGGCGUACACUUACUACGGAAAAAGGCUGGAGAUGACUGGGUUGAUGCAGAAGGCUAUGUCGGGAGUCCCCGUGCCUUUCAUGAAAGCAAUGCUAGAAGCCUACAGUGGGUUUGAUGGGAUCCAGCGCCUGGUUGACGUCGGCGGCAGUACGGGGCAUUGCCUGAGGAUGAUUUGUCCAGGUGGCUUGUCCAUCUCAGCAUAAAAAAUGCCACAUCAGACGCAAAAAAGGGGUGGGUUAACG
This is a messenger RNA of Rubroshorea leprosula, 836 nucleotides long. The record is from the annotation of a GenBank genome assembly. Lineage: Eukaryota; Viridiplantae; Streptophyta; Magnoliopsida; Malvales; Dipterocarpaceae.